Trifolium pratense (red clover) is the source of this 2129-nucleotide messenger RNA. Its product is annotated as pentatricopeptide repeat-containing protein At1g02150. The transcript has 2 exons. The coding region runs from base 171 to 1817 and encodes 548 amino acids. Gene Ontology annotation, molecular function: protein binding. The record is from RefSeq and is a predicted model, not a curated record. Lineage: Eukaryota; Viridiplantae; Streptophyta; Magnoliopsida; Fabales; Fabaceae. Gene Ontology annotation, cellular component: mitochondrion.
UUGUUAAAAGCAUAUAUACACAACGAUAUACACAGGUGUAGGAUGGAGCCAAUCAUAUCCAUCUCAAAUCCAAACAUUAUUAUUAUCUUCAAAAAAACAACCUUCAUAGCCAUUUCCUAAAAACCAGUUCUUGUUUUGUUUGUCACACACAAACAUAACACAUUGACAAAAUGAUGACAACGCCUCUUCAAAUUCAAUCUUCUCUGCAAAACCAAAGCUUUUCUCUUUCACUUUCAUCUUCCUUUUGCUAUUCCAAUACUCUUCCAUUCAAACAAAGGGUCAGUGUCUGUUACACUUACAGUACUGGAAGAGCAAUCUCUGUCACUUGUUCUAUCUCAAAAGUUCAUAACUAUGGUACUGUUGAUUAUGAAAGAAGACCCAAUGUGAAAUGGAAAGUUCUUUACAAGAGAAUAUCUAUGAUGCAAAAUCCUGAAUUGGGUUCUGCUUCUGUGUUGAAUCAGUGGGAAAAUGAAGGCAAAACUCUUACCAAAUGGGAACUUUGUAGAAUUGUCAAAGAGUUGAGAAAGUAUAGAAGACAUGAUAAAGCUCUUCAGGUAUAUCAGUGGAUGAACAAUAGACCAGAGAGGUUUAGAAUAACUGCAAGUGACGCAGCGAUUCAGUUAGAUCUAAUCGCAAGAGUUCAGGGAGUUUCUAAUGCAGAAGGAUAUUUUAUGAACCUGACUAAUGAUUUAAAAGACAAGAGGACAUAUGGUGCCCUUUUGAAUGCGUAUGUUCAUUCUAGAUCAAGAGAGAAAGCAGAAUUUUUACUCGACGCAAUGAGGGGUAAAAAGUACUUAAAUUCACUACCGUUUAAUUUAAUGAUGACUCUCUACAUGAACCUUAAGGAUUAUGAUAAGGUUGAUAUGAUGGUUUCAGAGAUGAAAGAAAAGAACAUACAGCUAGAUAUAUAUACAUAUAAUAUCUGGUUAUCUACGUGUGGAUCUCAAGAAUCAGUAGAAAAGAUGGAACAAGUGUUUGAACAAAUGUCAAAGGAUCCUACGAUUAUCCCUAACUGGAGUACAUUUAGCACAAUGACUGCAAUGUACAUUAAGAUGGAAAUGUUUGAAAAAGCACAUGAGUGCUUAAAAAAGAUGGAGGUUAGAAUAAUAGGUCGAGAUCGAAUACCUUUUCAUUAUCUCCUGAGUUUGUAUGGAAGCAUUGGAAACAAGGACGAAGUUUAUCGCGUGUGGAAUAACUAUAAAACAAUAUUUCCAAGUAUACCAAAUUUGGGAUACCAUGCUGUUAUUUCUUCUCUAGUGAGAAUAAACGAUAUUGAGGGUGCGGAAAAGCUUUAUGAUGAAUGGGUUUCAGUAAGGCCGUCUGAUGAUUCUCGAGUAGCAAACCUUAUCAUAGGCUGGUAUGUUAAGAAGGGCAAAUUUGAUAUAGCUUUUAAUUUCUUUGAAAACAUGAUUGAAGGUGGAGGAUCUCCGAAUUCGAAUACAUGGGAGAUUCUUGCUGAGGCUCAUAUUGCUGAAAAGAGGAUUUCAGACGCCCUAUCGUGCUUGAUAAAGGCUUUUAAGACUGUUGGUUCAAAGAGUUGGAAACUGAAGCCAAUAAAAUUAGCUGCAUUCCUGAAGCUUUGUCGAGACGAAGACGACAUGGAGAGUGCCGAAGUUUUAAUUGAGUUAUUGAGGCAGUCAGGAUACCAUAAAGACAAAGUGUAUGCAUCACUCAUUGGCAAUGAUGAACUGUCAAGCACGAUUGAAAGAAUUGAUGAUAUUGUUGACGGUGAAAACAUGGAUGAUGAUGAUGAUGAUGAUGAUGAUAACGACGACGACUCUCAAGUGGUUUUCAACCAAGUAGAUAGUAGCUUUUGAUACCUAUGUAAUAUGGACUCUUCAAAUUGAAGGUGUUUGACACAUACGACAUCAACACGUGUGAUUACACUAAAUCACUUCCAUUUGCUUAAAUUAUUAUUGGUGUCUAUGAGUCAGUGUCAGGAUCAAAUCUCUUAUGCAGUUAUGCUAGCUUAGGACAUGGACCAUGGUGCUUUGCUCUAACAGGAAUUGAUUCUUCUGAUGCAUGUGAUCUGAGGCAUCCUUGUGUCUUUUUGAAUAUGAUUUUGUUUAUAUUUGGACUAAAGUAGUGUUACAUAAUUACAUUAUAAUAUAUCUGUGUAUUACUGAUUA